This is a messenger RNA of Nicotiana tabacum (common tobacco), 1533 nucleotides long. Lineage: Eukaryota; Viridiplantae; Streptophyta; Magnoliopsida; Solanales; Solanaceae. The record is from RefSeq and is a predicted model, not a curated record.
AUGUCUUUGAAUAAUCAUCCUCAUGGGACAUUGUCUGUAGACACUCAGGUAAAUCCAAAAGAUCAAGGUCCAAAGCAGCUGAUGGCAGUGAAUCUACGUAAUGGCAGAGACCUAGACUUGGAGCAAGAGAGGGCUCGAGAAAGCAGACAGGCUGAGACACUUGAAGAAGCCAACACACAGAUUAAGGCUGAGAAAGAAGCUGAGAUAGCCCAGGAAUCGGUAGUUGAGGUGGUGUCUGGCAAAGAGAAAACCCAAAUCACUGGGAAGAAGAGACCUUCAGCACCAUUCCCACAGAGGCUGGCCAAAUACCAGAAAGAUAAACAAUACAAGAAAUUCUUGGAGAUAUUGAAACAAAUUCAGGUAAAUAUUCCAUUGAUUGAUGCUUUGAAGGAGAUGCAUGGUUAUGAAAAAAUGAUGAAGGACUUGAUGUUCGGAAAAUUUGACUUCCAAGACUUGGCCACAGUGACUCUAACUCAGAUAUGCAGUGCUGUGGUAACUAGACCAGUUGCUGAAAACUUUUCUAAUAUAGGGAGUUUCACAAUUCCCUGCACCAUUGGUAACUUUGCCUUUGCCAAGGUACUCUGCAAUUUGGGGGCUAGCAUAAAUCUUAUGCCCCGGGCGAUCUAUAAGAGGUUGGGGAUUGGAAGAACUAGACCCAUGUCUAUGUUGUUGCAGCUGGCUGACAGAACUAUGAAAAGACCCUCAGAUGUAAUUGUGGAAGAGGAUGAUGAGACAUUGACUAUUGAGGAUCCUCUUGCUACAUGUCUUAUGAAUUUAGAUGAGGCACAACAGCUUUUGCAGGUUGCUGAUCAUCUAUCGCGACUUAAAGGAGCUGAAAACUCAAUUGAGGCAGAGGAUAUUCUGGAAACCUUUCCAGACGAGCAGCUACUCGCCACAAGCCUUGAGGAAGUGCCAUGGUAUGCAGACAUUGCAAAUUACCUAGCAAGCGCUGUAGCACUCCCCACCAAUGAUGCAAGGGUGGUGGUGGGGGUUUUGAAGAAGAAUAUAUUCACCCAUUUCAGGAUCCCGAGAGCUAUUAUCAGUCACGGAGGCACUCACCUCUACAAUCGAGCAUUCGAGAAAUUGCUAACGAAGUACGAUGUGCGCCACAAGGUGGCAACCCCAUAUCCUCCUCAGACCAGUGGACAGGUCGAAGUGUCGAAUAGAGAAAUAAAGAGUGUGAUGACCAAGACUGCGAAUGCCACAAGAACCGAUUGGGAGAAAAAGCUAGAUGAUGCACUCUGGGCCUACAAAACUGCUUUCAAAACACCAAUUGACAUUGAGGUUGCGGGAACAAAAAGAGUCAGAGAAUUACAUGAGCUAGAUGAGUUCCAAUUUAUUGCUUUCGAGAGCACGAGGUUAUACAAGGAGAUAAUGAAGAGGUUGCAUGACAAGAACAUUAUUGAGCGAAAUUUCAAUCCCGGAGACAUGGUAUUGCUUUAUUACUCAAGAUUAAGGCUAUUUCCGGGUAAACUCAAGUCACGAUGGUCUGGACCAUUUGGGGUGGUCGAAGUGCUCCCUUCAGUGCCAUAG